This is a messenger RNA of Larimichthys crocea (large yellow croaker), 2922 nucleotides long. It is a transcript of the gene chchd7, whose product is annotated as coiled-coil-helix-coiled-coil-helix domain containing 7. Lineage: Eukaryota; Metazoa; Chordata; Actinopteri; Sciaenidae. The coding region runs from base 1971 to 2381 and encodes 136 amino acids. The record is from RefSeq and is a predicted model, not a curated record. Gene Ontology annotation, cellular component: mitochondrion. Gene Ontology annotation, biological process: mitochondrial respiratory chain complex assembly. The transcript has 6 exons.
AUGAUUCCAGCAUCAAAGACAAUGAAGGAAACUGGGAGGGGGAAAAAAAAUCAGUGAAGCGUGUAGUGUAGGAUGUGUAUGAUGAUCAUAAAAAUCUGGCAGUUGGAUGGAUGCAGAGAAGACAUGCUUGUCAUCACAGAGAUCCAGGCUUGGACUCCUGGAACACCUCUGAGCUCUCAUCCAUGAUGCUGGAGUAGCAACAGCCACUGGUUGAUCAGGGCACCUGCAUCAGGAGUGGGUGACAAAAAGCAGCAGUGACACCGAGUUCUGCACAACAUAAUGGUGCAGAGGAGGAGAGACGGUGUGACACCAGACAUGCCGUCUGCUGCAGAGAGGGAGCAGGUGUUCGCCGGCGUUGGAGGCAAACCGUACUAAGAGCCAGCGAGGUGACAGAGAGAGCCCACAGGCCAGCACACAGUAGUGAGGCUACUACACCACAUGGGCUGGGUGUGUUCUGUGAUCCAUGGCCUGACCCGUCCUCAAGCUUGGCUGUGAAGAAGCUGGUCUGUUCUAAAAUGUGAUGAAAAAGGAGGGAAGUAAGAGAGACAGGAUACAAGACUGAUGAGUUGAAAUUUAUUAAAGAUUUAACAUGAAGUGACACAAUUAAAGAGCUUUCCAAACAGUUUUGUUUUUUGUUUGAAGGAAAGUCUAUUUAGAGAUAUUUCACACAAAAUGAUUGGCACCUUCACCCUUUAAAUAUGGUACUUCACCCUUUGGAAAAAUAACUGGUAUCAAUCGCUUCCUGUCAUCAUCAGUGAGUUUUGGAGUUUACAACUGCUCCAGAUCUUUCAGAUUUGAUAGGUUCCUUCUCCCAAACCCUGUUCUACGAUCUCUCCACAGACGCUCUGUGGGAUUGAGAUCUGGACUCAUUGCUGGCCACUUGUGUUUUUUGAAGUAUUCUUUGGGUUACUGUCCUGCUGUAAGACCCAUGACCUCGGACGGAUUGAGCACUGGGCCCUAGAUUGCACCCCGGAAUUGUUUGGUAGCCUUUAGAUUUCAUAAUGUCAUGCAUGCAAGACAUCCAGUGCCUGAAGGAGCCCUCAAAAUAUCAAUGAACCUCCACCAUGUUUGACUGUGUUUUUUUUCUUUGAACGCAGCAGACCCCUCUGCUGACACACAAACAUAAAAAAGCCAGAUUGGAGUUUGCCAAAACUUACCUCCUUGUGGGAGGAUGUCCUGUGGACAGAGGAGUCUAAAGAUGAGCUUUUUGGUGAAAUCCAUCAUUCUGUCUUCAAACAAUGAAAUGAAACCUUUAAAGAAAAGUUCAUGGUGAGAGUUGUAUCUCUGUCAUUGUUUCCCUGAUGCAGCAGUUUCUGUUUUUGCAGAUCAUAUUUCUUGUGAUUUAUUUAUUUAUUUUUUUGCAUCAUACUCAUACAUGAAUUCUGUCCUGGAUCAUAACGAGCUGUGUUGACUCAUAAUGUUCACUGUCAUAAAGUUAUAGAAAUUUGAGCCUGUGUAUCAUCAGGUUUGUGACUGCUGUUAGAGAAGUCAUAACAUAAGCAUCUGUUGUUCUCUGGAUUGAAAGAUGUUGAAGACGGAGGUAAUGUAGGUCACCAUGCUGAGCUGCAGUGUCCACAUGAUCUGUGUUAGAUUAGCUACAGGUACACUUUAGACUGGAUCUUCACACAGUGUAAGGACUUGAUUUAGAUUCCCAUCACUUCUUUUAGAGUCGGAUGGUUACACGCUGAACACACAGUAUGUGAACCUGAACAUGUCAGACUGUCACACACACACACAGUAUUCUGUGAUCGUUAAUUUAUUCUAAAAAAUAAAAUGAUUUCAACAUACUUUGUGAAACAUGAACAUUAUUUACAGGUUCUACAUUUGAACACACUGUGUGUUAAGCAUGUAUUAUCAUGAUUGUACAAACUAAAACUGGUCCAACCAACUUGUCAUUGGACCACGCCACCUCUGUCAGGCCCUCCAGGUGAUGAUGUCACUACAUCACCGUCCAAUCAGAGUGCAGACUGAUGCAGAGCUCUGAUCUCGUGCUGUCCACCAAACUUCAUCACAGACUGAUCGGAGCCACGUCACAGACCUCGCUGCCCUCCAUGACUCCUCCUAUGGAUGACUAUGUUGAUCUCUGCUGUUCGUUUGGACUUCCUGUGUGGAUAGCAUCACUGCUCCACGUGGCCAAACGUCUGAGGAGUGACUGUGCCCGUCGUAAGAAGGUCUACAGGCUUCUGCACAGGAAACUGAUGUUUCACAGGGUUGGUGUGAAGGAGGGGAACUUGUUUCAGCCCACCUAUGUUUACCCUGAAGAGGUGAAAAUGUUGGUACGUUCUGUCUUCUCUCAGAACAUUUUGGACUACCCUGACCCAUGCCAUGAUCAGGUCAUGCAUGUCACUAUCGAGGAUCUGCACAAACUUGAAAUCAACUAAGUGUAAAGUCUAAAUGUAAAGUCUUCAUCUGUUCCUGCACUGAUAAUGUCCUGUAACAGUUCUCUUAUGUGGGGGGAUUAUUUAAAGGCAGUUUGGGGUUUAUGUAAGAUAUUUGUCUUUAUCUUCUUUGACCUGGUGCAGUGUCACUCAACAUGAUGAGGACUGUAAAAUCCAUCAUGUAUUGUUCUGUAUGACACUGUAUGCAGUGAGUGUUGUGUUUUAUCUGCUGUGGCUUUCAGGGUUGAGCCAGUCGAUCACUGUUCUGUGUGUUCUGUGGACAAAAAAGUAGUUCACCUUCUGUUUCUAACAGGCUCUUCCCUGAUGCAUGUCCAUCUUGCAUGUAUCUGUUGAUAAUACCAUCCUGAUCCAACACAAUGACACAUGAUGACACUUGAGUGGAUGCAACAUGUGACAGCAGUGUGUGUGGUCAUGUACUGAAACUGUUACUAUGCAAAUGAUUUCAUCUUUGAAUAAAAGCUGACUGUUUAAGAGUCUCAGUAGAGGAAGUGGAUUGUUUUGUUUCUAUAACAAAAUAAAUAUA